ACCAGAUCACAUUGUUUGAUCUAAAAAUGGUGCGCUUCAAAAAAGGCAAAACAAAGAAAGCUUUAGACCUCUGGCAACAAGCAGGAGGUAGAGAUUUCAUCACCAGGUCUUUAAUUUCUCAUGGUUUUAGUGAAGUUAAUGUUACAACUGAACAGUGGUCCUCAGUUACACUUACAGUGUUUAAAAGUAAUAAGAAAGAGCAUCUUAAGUGGUUGAGGGUCAUCUGGGGUGAAGACCGACGUGGAGUCCGGACUGAGGUGCUUCAAGCAGCAGGCCAGAUGAUGACCACGAGGAACAGUGGAACAAGCGGGAAAGUUCUGCUGGUCACACCAAGUCCAAGUCCAAGUACUUCAAUCCACCAAAAACACUACCCAACCCCAAGAGCCCACCUGCCACAAAGGUGAAGAAAAGAAAAGUGGACCAACAGGAACAAGACGCACAGGGAAAUUUGACCUGGCUGUGGAAAAAAAAGGACACAGAGGUGGUCGUGGCAGUGCUCCCCUCACAGAUGAAAGGACACAUCUUGCUUAUCCGCCACUGUGAGCUAUGCUCACUUCGACCCCACCAGUGGUUAACAGGGGAGGUAAUUGAAGGCGUGUUUCAUGUUGCUGCCGACAAAUUCGCCGUUCUGAACAAAAUGUUAAAUGCUAAAUCACUACACAGCAGGUGUCAUUUUGUUCGGGGACAGAACUCAGCUAACAUCUCACAGUUUACCGAAGGUCAACUUUGACAACUAUGAAGCUGUCCUGUCCUUUGUACUUGUCAACAACAACCACUGGAAGUUGCUGUACAUUCAUGCCAAAACCAGCACCGUAUUCCUGGUGGAUCCAGCUCAAAGCAUCAAAGAGCUUGAUGACUCCGAACAUGCUGCCAAAAGAAUACAGGAGUACUUCAGGAUGAGGAGGACACGCCACAGCAUAACAGACUGGGUGGAUGUUAAGUGGAAGGGAGGCGUUAUGGGCCACCCACUUCAAACGGAUGGAUGUAGCUGUGGUGUCGUUGUUGUGAAGAUGGCAAAGGCAGUCAUGGAGUCCUUCCCUCUGAUCCCGAAUGUGAAUUUCGAGUGUUCGAAGAAAUACAUGAAACGGGAGAGGAGAGAACUGGCUCUCGAAAUCCUUGAGGCAUCAGUCUUUGAUGAGCACACUUAUUGUGCUAUGUGUGCUGCCUUAAGGCCUCCAGGAUCUGGAUCUCCCAUCACAGACUGGGUUCAGUGUGAUGACUGUGAACGAUGGUACCAUGCCCAGUGCCUGGCAAUGGACAGCAGAGACAUUAAAAAGGCAGAGACAGGAUAUUGGAAUUGUCCUUUGUGCAAGUAAUACUUGAAAUGUGCUCAAUGAUGACGAUUAGUAAAACAUGUGUCCUGUGUAGCCUUGUUUGUAUUACUUUCUGAUCAUUAAUCACUGGGUCACAUGACAGGGAAGCUCUAGAAAAAAACCCUGAAUUUUUUAAUAGAAAUAUUAAUAUUAAAUAGAGGAUGUAAUAUUAUCCGAUAUAAAGAGCUGUUUCUAUUGUG
Molecule: messenger RNA, 1513 nt
Organism: Gymnodraco acuticeps
Lineage: Eukaryota; Metazoa; Chordata; Actinopteri; Perciformes; Bathydraconidae
Exons: 10
Coding region: 645-1316 (223 amino acids)
Biological process (GO): proteolysis
Molecular function (GO): cysteine-type peptidase activity
Source: RefSeq, a predicted model, not a curated record